AUGGAAGUGAUCGAUAGUCGAGCGGAAAGUCGACCGGCGAGAGUGCAGGAAGGGAGCUGGCAGAUGAAAUCGGACGGCAGCGAAGAGGAUCGGCGGGGGAGAGCGAUGGAGGAGAAGAAAGAGGGGAGAAGGAAAGAUGCAGAGGAGAGAGUAAGGCGGAGGAAGGAGGCGACAGGAGUGAAAAGGAGGAGGAGAGAGGAGGGAGAACGAGAGGCGAGAAGCGGAGGAAGCAGGGAGAACGGUCAAGGAGGAGAUGGAGGAGUGGAGGAGAAAGUAGGAGAGGAGAAGAGCAAGGGAGAGGGAGAGAGACGGAGAGAGGAGGUAAGAAAGGAGGAAGGGAGAGCUGGAAGGAGAGAGAGGGUAGGAGAGAGGAGGCGACAGGACUGGAAAGACGAGGAGAGGAAGGAGAAGAAGAGAGAGAGAGGAGAGCGAGAGAAUAGGAGAGAGGAGACGGAGGAGCGGAGAGAGCGGAAGAAAAGGAAGAGAGAGAGAGAGAAAGAUGAGAAGCAGGAGAGGAAGAGGUGAGGAAGCAGAAGAAGAGAGAGAGGAGAACGAGAGAAUAGGAGAAAGAAAAGACGAAGGAGGAAAAGAGGAAAGGAGCAACGGAGAGUGAGAAGGAGAGAGGAGGCGACAGGAAUUGGAAGACGAGUAAAGGAGAGAUGAGAAAAGCGGAAACAGGAGAAAGGGAGAGAAAAAGAGGAGGCAAGAGAGAAAGAUGGAGCAAAAAGGAAGGAAAGCAAGAGAAGAUGGCAGGUGGAAAAAGAAAGGAAAGGGGAAAACAGGAAGGAUGGAGAGAAGAAGGAUGACAGAAGGAGGUCAGAGAGGAAGAAGGAAGGAGAAACGAAAGAGGGAGGGGUAUAAAUAGAGGGUGGGACGAAGGGAGGGUGGGAUAAAAAGUAUGUAAAGGUCGCUCAUGGCCAGGUCGCGGUAGGGGGAACGGUUUAUGUAAAGGGUUCGGGAACGCUCCCUUAAAAAAGCGCCAAUGUAUUUGUCUAGCAGGAAUAAAUUCACAUACAUACA
Vollenhovia emeryi is the source of this 1020-nucleotide messenger RNA. Its product is annotated as DEAD-box ATP-dependent RNA helicase 42-like. The transcript is spliced from 5 exons. The record is from RefSeq and is a predicted model, not a curated record. NCBI's taxonomy places the organism in Eukaryota, Metazoa, Arthropoda, Insecta, Hymenoptera, Formicidae.